AUGUGGAGAAUCCUCAAGACCAAGUGUAUCCUCCAAGGUAUCCACAACAACAAAGACCUCCUUACCAAUCUCAAGGAAGUCAAUUUCAGCCAAGGCAAGGAUAUGAGCAGAGAUCAUCAUAUCCGCCCAAGGAGCCAUAUGCUUCUUCACCAAAUCAAGCUCCUCCAAACCAACAAGGUGGGAGAUUUGAAGGAAUCCUCCAACAGAUCAUGGAUGGCCAGAAGAGAAACAAAAGAGAUGUAUGAGAAGAUGGACACUUUGUUCAGCAAUCUCAACACCAAGUAUGAUGCUGUUGCCACUCAUGUGAAGAAACUAGAGACUCAAGUCACCAAACUAUGGAAGCUGUUAAGAGACAGGAAGCUGAAUCCAAGAAGUCCUUUUGCAACUCAGCCGCCAUAG
Molecule: messenger RNA, 399 nt
Organism: Microthlaspi erraticum
Lineage: Eukaryota; Viridiplantae; Streptophyta; Magnoliopsida; Brassicales; Brassicaceae
Source: the annotation of a GenBank genome assembly